This is a messenger RNA of Nothobranchius furzeri (turquoise killifish), 1764 nucleotides long. Its product is annotated as ceramide-1-phosphate transfer protein. The record is from RefSeq and is a predicted model, not a curated record. Gene Ontology annotation, cellular component: cytoplasm. NCBI's taxonomy places the organism in Eukaryota, Metazoa, Chordata, Actinopteri, Cyprinodontiformes, Nothobranchiidae. Gene Ontology annotation, molecular function: lipid transfer activity. Gene Ontology annotation, biological process: intermembrane lipid transfer.
CACACACGCACGCACACACACACACACACACACACACACACACACACACACACACACACACACACACACACACACACCUGAGAUGUUUUGCACAGCGGGGUGUCUGCACCAAAGAGGAGGAUGUGUGGCUCUGACGUGUGAUAAUAAAUGGUUUCUGCUCCCCUUGUCGCUCUUUUCUUGGUUGGUUGUUUCAGGACUGGGCCUCUAGGGGGCAGCACCAACACCGUUCACAGCUGCAACCAGGCCUGUUCAGCUGUUCGGUCCUACUGCAGAUGUUUGGUGAAACGUGACGUCCUUUGUGCUAGAAAACAUCUCAGAUAUCGGAGACGUUCCCUCUGGAGCGUGAGAACGUCCUCGUGGAUCUCUGGAAUGUUGACGUCUUCCUGGUCGACGUUAAAAGGCCACGUCAGGCUUUUAGGGACGGACCAGAACCACCCUCUCUGGCUCUGAUGGUUCAGGUGCUAAGCUCCUCCUCCACCCCUCUCACUGUUUGUGAGAUAAAACAGGCUGGCGGGACAAAGGUCAAGUUCAAAGGUCACCUUGAGGUGUGUGUGUGUGUGUGUGUCACUGCUGGAGUCGGCGACAAUGAGAGCUUCAGGACUGUCAUCAUGGUCUUCAUCAGACAGGUGCUGCUGCUCUCCACCACCCUGGCUCUUCUCCUCCUCCUCAUCAGCUCCUUCUGGCUACCCCAGGGAGACCAGCGGGAGUGUGGCUUCGCCUGGCAGCCAUGUUUGAGUAACAGCCAAGCGCCCCCACCUCCAAAGGUGUCUGAGAAGUGGGCGGAGCUACAUGGAGACACGCCCCUUGUGAAAGACUGCCCUGGCCAGUCGUUUCAGGCCCGGCGCCUGCUGCAGUACCUCAAGUCCAGCCUGGAUGACGACGGUGACAUCUUGUUGGAGCCGUACCUGCUGAGCUGGGAUCAGCUGCUGAAUUUCAUGGAGUCUCUCGGAACGAUGGUCGGCUUCUUUUCUCAGAAGGUCAGAGAGAAGAUCACGCUGAUUAGAGAGCUGUCACUCAAACACGGAGCGAAGGCUCAUGGGAAAUCAGCCGACGCACCUCAGCGACCGACCCCUGCAGCCUUUGAACUCCGUAACCAGGCAUAUCGAUCUGUUCGCUCCAUGGUGGAGGCGGAGCUAAAAGCGGGUGUGGUUAACUUCUCCUACCGAACGGACUCUGGCUGCAGGACGCUGCUGCGGCUGCACCGCUCGCUCCUCUGGCUGAAGCUGAUGUUGGAAGGUUUGUCUGAGGGAGCGGACGGAGAAGGACGACUGAAGACACCUGGAGAGCUGAGCAGGGAUGCCUACAGGGCGGCGCUGGCCCCCCACCACUCCUGGAUGCUCCGCCAGGCUGCAGAGAUCGUUUUCCUCGCCCUGCCAGAAAGAGACUACUUCCUGAAGCUGGUGUGUGUGCAGACGCAGCAGGAGGCCACGCCCAUCCUACGCAUCAUCAUCCAAGCCCUGACGCUGGUGCACACGCAAACUCAACGGAUCCUGGCCGAGCACGAGCUGCUGGAGCUGCCCUGAAGCAGACAACAACCUCAGCCCAACCACGAAACUACAAGACCACCCUAAACGUUGGUCCUGCUCAUGACUCCUCCAUGAGGGAGGUUAUGCAUCAUGUGGCCCUCAGGGGCCGCGUCCUGUCAGUGUUACCAUGGGGACGUGUUUUUGGUGGGUUCCAGUAUUUAGCGGGUACCAAACUGUUUCAGACCAACGGGAAAACGCUGCUGAUAACUUAAACUGGUUAUUAAACCGUUUUACUGCU